Molecule: messenger RNA, 3365 nt
Organism: Temnothorax curvispinosus
Lineage: Eukaryota; Metazoa; Arthropoda; Insecta; Hymenoptera; Formicidae
Gene: Adcy8
Product: adenylate cyclase type 8-like
Exons: 13
Coding region: 1-2970 (989 amino acids)
Biological process (GO): adenylate cyclase-activating G protein-coupled receptor signaling pathway; cAMP biosynthetic process; intracellular signal transduction
Cellular component (GO): plasma membrane
Molecular function (GO): adenylate cyclase activity
Source: RefSeq, a predicted model, not a curated record
AUGACAGCAUUGUGUGAUCCUAUGAAUAUUAUUACAGCAACACAUGACAGCAACAGCUCGAUUUUUGUAAAUCAGACGAUUUUAGACCGCAGUACCGCCAACAAGUUGCUGCAUACGCUGAGAAUUCACGAUGAUUCUUUCAAAGCUCUGGCGAGUCAGUGCAGCGCCCAAGAGCUGGUGAAGGUCCUGAACGACCUCUUCGCCCGUUUCGACAGGCUCUCGGCAGAGAAUCACUGUCUGCGCAUAAAGCUCCUCGGCGAUUGUUACUACUGCAUCUCUGGCCUGCCGAUCGCCAGGAGCGAUCAUGCCCACUGCUGCGUCGAGAUGGGCCUGCAUAUGAUAAAGGCCAUACGAGACGUUAGAUUCACCACAAAGGUGGAUUUAAACAUGAGGAUAGGAAUCCACAGCGGAUCAGUACUAUGCGGAGUCUUGGGCCUGCGAAAAUGGCAGUUCGACGUGUGGUCGUACGACGUGACACUUGCUAAUCAUCUUGAAAGCGGAGGAAUACCGGGAAGAGUACAUAUUUCCGCUGACACGCUUAAAUGCCUGAACGACGUUUACGAGGUGGAACCCGGCUACGGUUGCGAGCGGGACAAUUAUCUAAAGGACAGAAACGUGGUAACGUAUCUCAUCAAGCAACUGGAGCCCCUCAAGUCCAGACGAAGACACUCGUCGAAGCCGAGAGUCUGGACGGAGGAAGAGCUAGUCACGAAUAAGAACAAGAAGAGCUUCAAAGUGAACAAUCCACAUGUCGUGAACAGCAACGCGCAACCCCCGAGUUCUAUGGAUGACGAUAUCGGGAUUGACUGGACGCCUGAAAUCCCGUUCGAAAAUCUGAAUACAGCUACGUCGGUGAGUAACUUGGAAUCCGAGUAUUUGGAAGAGGAGAACGGUCAACCAGCCAAACCGAUUACCAAAGCGACCUCGACGACAGCCGUCGAGAAGAAGGGCGCUAUCGAAACCGCCAGCAACAAACGUAUGAGAUCGGCGAAUAUAAACACAUGGACUUUGCGCUAUAACGACGAGAGUCUAGAAUCCAAGUUUGACCAGUUGCGAGAAGACAUGUUCAAGUCCAAUAUGAUAUGCUGCUUUGUUAUAUGGCUCUUCAUUGCCGUCUGCCAGGCCAUAAUCUUGUCUGAUUGCAUGAUUCUCCUGAUCUCGUUGCUGGUGACUACGGUGAUCUUGGUGGCAUCAUCGAUCCUGGUGAUGGCAGAGGAGUUCAAAGGUAUGCCGACGUAUUUGCAGCACACAUCAUCCAUGCUGGUGCACAACAAGAAGCAUCGCACCAUCUUCAUUUGCGGCGUCAUCAGCCUGAUGACGUUGACGUCCAUCAUUGGCGUGUUGACCUGUCCCAUCACGGUACGCCCUUACCAGGAAGUGAUGGUGCUAGAACAACAGCAGGUACCGACGACAAUCGCGGCGGCACCGCUUCCGAUGCAGGAAAAGUUGACAGCAACGACCGCAAGGUCGAGCCUGGACCACUUUGUCCUUACAUUCCUAGAAGCUGCCCUGAGCGACGAAUCCACCGAGGAAGGAAAGACUGUCGCUUCAACAGAGAAUAAUACUUUGGAAACGGGCUCCAGCAAUAUCGAGCUGAAGUUGACACGUGUGGUGAACGACAGAGCACCCGGAAGAAGCAGGAGAGAGUUUUUCAGAUUCUACAGGUACGAGCAACAUUAUGGCGGGAAGUUGGAAGCCGGUAGCCGACAUUACAAACGAGUUGCGCGCAAACGCGAUGUCGAAGGAGGUUCCCAAAGAAAGAUCCUCUCCAUUGCCGAGGAGAAUCAAGUCCGCUCAAAACGAUUAAUUAGAAGUCCCGAUGAGCUUGAGGAGGUCGGCUGCAUUCGACCAGAGUACAUGGUGUUCACGUGGAUUCUGUGCCUGAUUGCGCUCGCUUCAGCCCUAAAGCUAUACUACCUGGUGAAGACUGCGCUGGCCGCGGCGAUUGUCCUGGUGUAUGCGAUGCUGAUCCUCGUUGUGUGCAAGGAUAUGUUCACCGAGAGAGAAAGAAACGCAUCAGCGAUAUCUCUACCGGCGCAAAUGUUGACUUUCCUAAUGGUCUUCCUCGUGAUGGUGACGUAUCACGGUAGAUUGGUAGAGGUAACGUCGCGUCUGGACUUCCUGUGGAAGCAGCAGGCCGAGAGAGAGUUGAGCGACAUGAUCGAGUCGCGGCAUAACAAUAUGCAGCUCCUGAAAAACAUCCUACCGGACCAUGUGGCGCAUCAUUUCCUUACAGUAGAUCGCGCGCCGGAAGAACUCUACUCGCAAUCGCGGGACAAGGUCGGCGUGAUGUUCGCCAGCGUGCCGAAUUUCACGGAAUUUUAUUCGGAGGACGUGAACAAGGGAAUGGAGUGCAUUCGCCUACUUAACGAGAUCAUCGCUGAUUUCGACGAGCUGCUGGACGAGACACCAUUUCAAUGCAUCGAGAAGAUAAAGACGGUCGGCGCUACUUACAUGGCAGCCUCAGGCCUGAAUCCCAGCCAAACCGAUAACAGCGGCGACGAUAUGGAGCACUUGUGCAGGCUGGUAGACUACGCGGUGGCCAUGCGCCAUCGUCUCGAGGACGUGAACGUUCACUCAUUCAACAAUUUUGACCUGCGAGUGGGCAUCAGCUGUGGGCCCCUCGUAGGCGGGGUGAUCGGAGCCCGAAAGCCGGUCUUCGACAUAUGGGGCAACACCGUGAACGAGGCUUCCAGAAUGGACUCCACCGGUGUGAUGGGCAAGAUACAAGUCCCGCAUGACAUCGCCAGGUUUCUGGAAUCGAGGGGUUAUCAGACUCAGAAACGCGGGCUAAUCGAGGUGAAGGGGAAAGGCACGAUGGAAACGUACUUCGUGUUGGGCAAAGCCACCCUACAACAAGAGGGUACUCCUAGGCACAGAAGCACCUGCCGCAGCCUUGCCGCGGUGGUCUACGGUGUGGUCCAAGCGCGCCGCAAGCAAAUCAGAAAACAGGCGAUGCGAAGAACAUAAAUGGAGAAUCUCUGAGAAUAGUUCUCAGUGCAUAGCUUUGCAGAUACUGCCAGAUUGGUGCGGAAAAUCUCACCGUUGAUCUAAUAGUUGGAAAACAAAUUGCGCAGCUUUACAUUUCUAAUAGUCCAUGAUGUAUAUAGAUUUCAUCUGGAAGAAAUUGUUGCAAUUCUUUAAGAAAGAUAAUAAAACAUACAGUAUACCGAUAGUAAAACAACAUCGAUAUUAAUAGAAAAAAAUGAUAAAUCUUUGCACCAAUCUGAUAAGCGCGACAAGUACUUGAGCGGAUUCAGGUUUUGAAAAGAAAUUCUGUCCAAUUUUAUUUCCGUGUCAUCUUGCCACAAAAUAUUGAAUGUAUAUAGCACUUAUAAUAAAUAAUCGAUCUUAUACAAACACGA